This is a messenger RNA of Rosa chinensis, 1194 nucleotides long. RefSeq lists its product as uncharacterized. The coding region runs from base 151 to 639 and encodes 162 amino acids. The record is from RefSeq and is a predicted model, not a curated record. The transcript is spliced from 10 exons. Lineage: Eukaryota; Viridiplantae; Streptophyta; Magnoliopsida; Rosales; Rosaceae.
AACAGUGGCUCGAUUUUACUGGUAGUUGAUCGUUCGACGGUGAACAGUGAUUAGUUCUGUACCUGCCUGGGAUUUAAGUGGAGAAACAGAGGAGGGACUGUGUUAUAGUCACUGAGCUCGCGAAGCUGCUGAUUGCCUACUGCAUAUUAUAUGCAGAAGCAUUUACACAUCAUUCUGCUGCCACUGUUCCUUUGUGUAUUGGUUAAUACUAUCUUGAUCUCUUAUUCUUAUUCAGAUUGUUGGAACAGUGUGCAGUCAGAUUGUGCUUUGAAUUCAGUUAUGGCUCCAAAGAUGAGGUGGACAAGAAGUAAGAGAUUGUUAGAGGAGUAUGAAGAUGAAAAUCAUAAUGCUGAAAGGGAAGUCCAAGAAAUAUCUAAUGACCAGAAUGUAAUAAAGAGGACUGAAGACCUUUAUGGCUGCAUCAAAGCAGUAGUACCACAUCAUGAGGUGUUCGUUAGAAGCAAAAAUAAAAUGGAAACAAAAUGUGAAAUCACUUUGGAAAAUCUGAGUAGAGAAGAUGUGAAGAUAACUCUUUGGGGGGAUACUGCAAGAGAGUUCGAUCUGGAUGCAAUUUACAAUUUGCCUCCACCAGUACUAGCAAACAACCAACUCCAUCGAGCACAAAUCACAGAUGCAUAAUCAUUGAUCCAGACAUUGGCCAAAGAGAAGACUACGAGGAAGAGUAAGUGUUUUUAUCAUCACAAAAUCAUAGUCUAUUAAUAUUAAUAAAUUCACAAUCCAUUAAACUCAAUUGCUUCAUGUGUAAAUGUGUACACCGAUAAAAUGAAAAACAUUGCAGGUUCUCAAAAGCCGGGGAUAAGCGGAAGUUGCUAACAACUCCAUCCAAGCGACCACUCCACCAAGAAGCCAAAGAUCGUCCCCUCACCCAAAAAAAAAGAUCAAUUGAGGCAAGCAAAAGGACAUUAUUCAUUUCUGACCCAGAGAAGAAAAUCAGGAGGGAACCAGAACAAGGAAGCGCCACUUCAUCAUCACUGGCAAAAGAAGAACAUAACAAGGAAAACGAGCAGUAAAUUUGCAUCACUCUUUUGUACAUAUGUAACUAACAAGUAGAAGCUGCAUUGACUACAAUUUUUGGUAUAACUGUAGUCAACUAAUCAACUGAAACAUUUUGUACACUGGAAUAACCAAUUUUUGAAACAACUUCCAGUAUAACCUUUUGUAAACAAACUUCAG